AUGUCCGAGAUGGCAAGUUCUUGGAAACCUAAUAGACUUGGAACUCUUGCUCCCUCAACAAUAAAUUCAUCCAAGGAAGUAUACUGACUUCUCGUUCUUGCAGGCAUGAUUGUUCUGGGUUUACUUGGACUCAUAUCGGCAGUUUCUACGUUCAGCUUGAUUCUAUUCUUGACCUACCGUAUGGCAUAUUGGCGACGGUAUUAUGAAAAGCCUUUGACCAAAAAUCAAGUCGUUCUUCUACUUUACAACCUUCUUCUCGCAGAUUUUCAACAGUCCUUGUCAUUCUGUAUCUCCUUCUACUGGCUUACGCACAACAAACUCGUAGGACCAUCUAAGAUGUGUUUUUUGCAGGCAUGGCUUGUUCACAUUGGCAAUGUCUCUUCGGGACUGUGGGUUCUUUCAAUCGGUAUACACACCUUCAUUAAUGUUGUAUGGAGAAGAAAGGUUCCCACGAGCGUUUUCAUAGCAUGGGCUGUUGGAAUAUGGGUAUUCUCCCUUGCCAUCACGGCUGCAGGGCCGAUCAAAAUUCAUAAUAUAUUCGUUCCUACUGCUGCGUGGUGCUGGAUCAAGGGCGAAUACCGGUGGGAACGACUUUACCUUCACUACGCAUACAUCUUUCUCGCACAGAUCGGUUCAGUCGUUGUUUACAGCUUCAUCGCCAUAUUCCUUUACACCCAAGUGCAUUAUGCAGGGGGUCAACAGUUUUCUACUGCGCAGACACCUGGUGCUACUUUGAAACCGCAGAAUGAUCCUUUCGCCGAGUCCCAGAAACAAAUCCUCCGGACAGCAAGAUAUAUGGUUCUGUAUCCAUUAGUAUAUGUCGUUUUGACCUUACCGCUCGCUGCUGCCAGAGUCGCUGCCAUGACUUACCACAACCCACCCAGAGAGAUUUACAUCUUUGCUGGAGCUAUGAUGACAAGCUGUGGAUGGGUCGAUGUCUUGUUGUAUACUACAACAAGAAAUAUUGUCGUCUUAUCGAAAGUUAAUGACAAAUAUGCACCGAGUCAAUGGCAGAGUUUUCGGAUGUGGGUAAGAAGGAUGUUCGGAUGCGGGAACCUGGAUUGA
Messenger RNA from Hymenoscyphus albidus, 1065 nucleotides. The record is from the annotation of a GenBank genome assembly. Lineage: Eukaryota; Fungi; Ascomycota; Leotiomycetes; Helotiales; Helotiaceae.